This is a messenger RNA of Cordyceps militaris CM01, 4581 nucleotides long. Its product is annotated as ABC transporter CDR4. Gene Ontology annotation, cellular component: membrane. Gene Ontology annotation, molecular function: ATP binding; ABC-type transporter activity; ATP hydrolysis activity. The record is from RefSeq and is a predicted model, not a curated record. The transcript is spliced from 2 exons. The coding region runs from base 1 to 4581 and encodes 1526 amino acids. NCBI's taxonomy places the organism in Eukaryota, Fungi, Ascomycota, Sordariomycetes, Hypocreales, Cordycipitaceae. Gene Ontology annotation, biological process: transmembrane transport.
AUGUCUCUCGCCUAUGGAAUGACGGGUAGCAACGACGCCACUGCGGCAAUGUAUGGUGUUCCCAACGCUACCCCCCAUUACAACCCCGACGAUGUCGACAAACACGACAUUUCCACCGAGGACGAGGCGCACGACGGCAGCUCCCCCGCCGAGACGGUCGCCAAGGGUCACAACGAUGUCACUGAAAUGAUCCGUCGCACGUCCGUCGUCGAGGCCCUCGCGCGCAGCUACUCGCGUGCCUCAGGCGCCGCCGGCGACAACCCGUUCCUGGCUGGCCCCGACUCGCCGUUGAACCCCAGCUCGCCCAACUUUUCCGGCCGCGAAUGGGCCAAGGCCAUUGUCGAGCUCGUCUCGCACGAGGGCUCAGCCUUUCGCACCGCCGGCGUGUGCUUCCAGAACCUCAACGUCCACGGCUUCGGCACCGCAGCCGACUACCAGAAAGAUGUCGCCAACGUCUGGCUCUCGGCCGCCGGCAGCAUCCGCAAUCUCAUCACCAACAACAAGCAGCGCAUCGAUAUUCUCCGCAGCUUUGACGGCAUUGUUCGUCGCGGCGAGAUGCUGGUCGUUCUGGGCCCGCCCGGUUCCGGCUGUUCAACCUUGUUGAAAUCGAUUUCUGGCGAGAUGAAUGGAAUCUACACCAAUGACGAGUCCUACAUCAACUAUCAAGGUAUCGAAGCAAAGGAAAUGUACAAGCACCAUCGCGGCGAAGCCAUUUACACUGCCGAAGUCGACGUCCAUUUCCCCCAACUGUCGGUUGGCGACACCCUCACCUUUGCCGCCCGCGCUCGUCAGCCGCGCCAGCUGCCACAGGGACUAAACAGAAACGAGUUUGCAAACCAUCUUCGCGAGGUUGUCAUGGCCAUGUUUGGCAUCUCGCACACUGUCAACACCAAAGUCGGUAAUGAAUAUGUCCGUGGUGUCUCUGGUGGUGAGCGAAAGCGUGUGUCCAUCGCCGAGGCCGCCUUGUCUGGCGCACCUCUCCAGUGCUGGGAUAACUCGACUCGCGGCUUGGAUUCGGCCAAUGCCAUUGAAUUCUGCAAAACCCUCCGCCUUCAGACGGAGCUCUUUGGCAGCACAGCCUGUGUCUCGAUUUAUCAGUCGCCUCAGACCGCGUACGACCUCUUUGAUAAGGCCAUUGUUCUUUACGAAGGCCGUCAGAUCUUCUACGGGCACGUCAACGAUGCCAAGCAGUACUUUGUUGAUCUUGGCUUCGAAUGUCCAGCUCGUCAGACCACGCCUGAUUUUCUGACCUCGAUGACCUCGUCGCUGGAGCGAGUCAUUCGCCCUGGUUUCGAGGGACGCACGCCCCGCACACCCGACGAAUUCUCCGCUGCCUGGAAGAAUAGCGCCAAUUACAAGGCUCUUCAGGCCGAAAUUGAACAAUACAAAAAGGACCAUCCCUUUGACGGUGCCGAUGCAGAGGCCUUCCGUGCUCACAAGAAGGCUCAGCAAGCCAAGGGCCAGCGCAAUGCAUCUCCCUUUACCCUCUCCUAUUCUCAACAAAUCAAGCUCUGUCUCUGGCGCGGCUGGAAGCGUCUCACAGGCGAUCCCAGUCUUACCGUCGGCAUGUUGGUCGGAAAUGUCAUCAUGGCUCUCAUCAUUGGCUCCGUUUUCUACAACCUCCAGAAGAAUUCGUCUAGUUUCUUCCAACGUGGCUCCCUUCUCUUCUUCGCUUGCCUUAUGAAUGCCUUUGCCAGUGCGCUGGAGAUUCUUACGCUCUAUGCCCAACGUCCCAUUGUUGAAAAACAUGCUCGAUACGCCUUUUAUCACCCAUCCGCCGAAGCCGUCUCAUCUAUGAUUUGCGACUUGCCGUAUAAGCUGGUCAAUGGUGUCAUCUUCAACCUGACCAUCUACUUCAUGACCAAUCUGCGGCGCGAGCCAGGACACUUCUUCUUCUUCUUGCUCAUCUCAUACGCCACCGUGCUGGUCAUGUCCAUGAUCUUUCGAACAAUUGGUUCCGCAACUCGAACACUAUUCCAGGCUCUUGUCCCUGCUGCCAUCAUCAUCCUCGCCUUGGUCAUCUUUACCGGUUUUGUUCUGCCGACAAGAUAUAUGCUUGGGUGGUGUCGGUGGAUCGGCUACAUCAACCCGCUUUCCUAUGCUUUCGAGGCACUCCUCGUCAAUGAGUUCCACGGCCAAGAGUUCCCAUGUACCGAUUUCGUGCCCAACCCCAUGGUCGAGGGCUAUGCGGACAUUACCGGGGAUCAUCGUGUGUGCAGCACCAUUGGCGCUGUUCAAGGACGCACCAGUGUCAAUGGUGAUAGGUAUGCCGAAAUGGCUUUUGGUUAUCAAUGGGGGCACCGAUGGCGCAACUUCGGCAUCGUCAUUGCGUUCAUCGUCUUCUUCCUCACCUGCUACAUGAUUGCUGCUGAAUUCGUCUCGGAAAAGAAAAACAAGGGCGAAGUUCUCGUAUACCGUCGGGGCCACAAGUCGGCGGCUAUCGGAAGUGCCGAGAAGAAGCGCGACCCUGAAGCUGCCAUGGCGAACAUUGGCCCGGUCGUUACAGCCGAACGGAGCCGAGGCCAGGAUGGUGGCCUGCUUCAGGAGCAGACUUCUGUGUUUCAAUGGCACGAUGUUUGCUAUGAUGUCAAAAUCAAGAGUGAAACUCGCCGAAUUUUGGAUCAUGUUGAUGGCUGGGUUAAGCCGGGCACGUUGACUGCGUUGAUGGGCGUUUCCGGCGCCGGAAAGACAACACUUCUCGAUUGUUUGGCCGAUCGUGUUAAUGUCGGUGUUUUGACGGGCGAAAUGUUUGUCGAUGGCCGACCCCGCGAUACGUCUUUCCAGCGCAAAACCGGUUACGUGCAGCAGCAGGAUCUUCAUCUCCAGACAACCACUGUUCGUGAAGCUCUCGUCUUCUCCGCCGUGCUUCGGCAGCCUGCUCAUGUUCCCAGAGCUGAAAAGGUGGCAUAUGUCAAUGAGGUGAUCAAGCUACUGGACAUGGAAGAGUAUGCCGACGCGGUAGUUGGUGUUCCUGGUGAAGGCCUUAACGUUGAACAGCGAAAGCGUCUUACGAUUGGUGUCGAACUCGCUGCCAAGCCUCCCCUGCUUCUCUUUGUCGAUGAGCCAACUUCUGGUCUUGAUUCACAAACUUCUUGGGCUAUCCUGGAUCUACUUGAGAAGCUUACCAAAGCCGGCCAAGCUAUCCUGUGCACUAUCCACCAGCCAUCCGCUAUGCUCUUCCAGCGCUUUGACCGUCUCUUGUUCCUCGCUAAGGGUGGCAAGACUGUUUAUUUCGGCGAGAUUGGCGAAAACUCAAAGACCAUGACCGACUACUUUACCCGAUACAGCAACAAGGAAUGCCCUGAAGCAUCGAACCCGGCUGAAUGGAUGCUCGAGGUGAUUGGUGCCGCGCCUGGCUCGCACACGGACCUUGAUUGGUUCAAUACCUGGCGAGAGAGCCCUGAAUACAGAGCCGUACAGAAGGAAUUGGAAAACAUCAAAGUCGAAAGGUUACAGGAACCCGAAUCUGUCAUUGACGCAUCGCCGAUCAACCAAGACCCGAACAGCUACCGCGAAUUCGCCGCGCCGUACUCGGUCCAGCUGAGAGAGUGCCUCCACCGCGUUUUCCAGCAGUACUGGCGUAUGCCCGUCUAUAUUUAUUCCAAGGCGGCCCUUUGCACGCUUGUUGCGCUCUUUGUUGGCUUCGUCUUCUUCCGAGCCCCCAACAGUGUGCAAGGGUUGCAAAACCAAAUGUUUGCCAUCUUCCAGCUGCUGACCGUCUUUGGCCAAAUCGUGCAACAGUCUAUGCCACAAUUUGUGAUUCAGCGAUCGCUCUAUGAAGUACGUGAGCGACCGUCCAAGGUCUAUUCAUGGAAGGUCUUUAUGCUGGCCCAGAUUAUCGUGGAACUCCCGUGGAACUCCCUCAUGGCAGUCAUCAUGUACUUUGCCUGGUACUACCCAGUCGGCCUAUACCGCAACGCCGAAGCCACUGGCCAGGUCACGGAACGUGGCGCGCUCAUGUUUCUCUAUCUCCUCAUGUUCCUUCUCUUUACCGGCACUUUUUCUACCUUUAUCAUUGCUGGGUUUGAAACGGCGGAAGCCGGUGGUAACAUGGCCAACCUCAUGUUUACUCUCUGCCUCAUUUUCUGUGGUGUCCUUGCCAACGAGAACAGCCUUCCCGGCUUCUGGCACUGGAUGCUUACAGUUUCGCCGUUCCGAUACAUGAUAUCUGGAAUGUUGGCGGUCGCGGUCGCGAACACGGAUGUCGUCUGCGCGGACAAUGAAAUCGUCACUUUACAGCCCCUUGGCGGCACUUGCUUGGACUAUCUGGGGCCCUAUAUCAACAAGGUGGGCGGGAGCCUUCUCAACGAGAAUGCCACCAAGGACUGCCAAUUUUGCACCAUUUCGGACACGAAUACAUAUCUCGCCGGCGUCAACAGCUACUACAGUGACAGAUGGCGCAACUUUGGCAUCCUCUGGAUCUAUGUCGUGUUCAACAUUUUCGCUGCUCUAUUCAUUUACUGGCUGGCGCGCGUGCCGAAGAAGAAUAGCCUGAAGAAAAAGAAGGAGGACAAGAAGAAUGAUGCCGAGGUGACUAAGGAGGCUGAAAAGGUGACGGAAAAGGAGAAGACUGAAAUUUAG